Molecule: messenger RNA, 1529 nt
Organism: Condylura cristata (star-nosed mole)
Lineage: Eukaryota; Metazoa; Chordata; Mammalia; Eulipotyphla; Talpidae
Gene: TMEM98
Product: transmembrane protein 98
Exons: 7
Coding region: 248-928 (226 amino acids)
Cellular component (GO): endoplasmic reticulum
Source: RefSeq, a predicted model, not a curated record
UCCGGCCUGCGUCUCCCCUCCCACUCCAUCUCGGGGGGUUUGCCUGCGCCGGGGACUUUAUCUCGAUUCCUUCGGACAGCCCAGCUCCUUCCCGGCAUGCCCCGCUGGCUGGAGCCGCCAGUGAGUCCCGCGCCCGGACUUCGCGAUCGGCUGGGGGCCCCGGCAGCAGGGAUGCGUCCGGCAGCCGCUGCCUGAGCUUCAGCCCAUGAGGGAGAUGUGACCGGGACUGAGAGAAUUAUCUGGAAGCAUGGAGACUGUGGUGAUCGUUGCCAUAGGUGUGCUGGCCACCAUCUUCCUGGCUUCCUUUGCAGCCUUGGUGGUGGUGUGCAGACAGCGUUACUGCAGGCCUCGGGUCCUGCUGCGGCACUAUGAUUCCAAGCCCAUUGUGGACCUCAUCGGUGCCAUGGAGACCCAGUCUGAGCCCUCAGAGUUAGAACUGGAUGAUGUGGUGAUCACCAACCCCCACAUUGAGGCCAUUCUGGAGAAUGAAGACUGGAUUGAAGAUGCCUCGGGUCUCAUGUCCCACUGCAUUGCCAUCUUGAAGAUUUGUCACACGCUGACAGAAAAACUUGUUGCCAUGACAAUGGGCUCAGGGGCCAAGAUGAAGACUUCAGCCAGUGUCAGUGACAUCAUCGUGGUGGCCAAGCGGAUCAGUCCCAGAGUGGAUGAUGUCGUGAAAUCGAUGUAUCCUCCGCUGGACCCAAAGCUCCUGGACGCACGGACAACUGCCCUGCUCCUAUCUGUCAGUCAUCUGGUGCUGGUGACCAGGAAUGCCUGCCACCUGACAGGGGGCCUGGACUGGAUUGACCAGUCUCUGUCAGCCGCCGAAGAGCAUUUGGAAGUCCUGCGAGAAGCUGCCCUGGCCUCUGAGCCAGAAAAAGGCCUCCCGGGCCCUGAAGGCUUUCUGCAGGAGCAGUCGGCCAUUUAGGGCCCGCUGUCAUCCCUGGGUGGCUCAGCUGAGCCUUCUACUUUUUCCUGUAGAAUUAGUUCUUCUCCAUGACUCAGAAUGACAGCUGUGUGUACAUAGUAAAGCAGGCAGCCCCAGAAGCCUCUGUUGCAGUUGCAGAUGCUGGCUGGAGAGUGGCAGUCUAACACUACGGUUGGGAGAGCUGGUGUCAGCACCGUGUGGCAGAGCUCUGAAAAACCAGUGCUCUGUAAGCAUUCCUCAGCUCACCUAGUGUUUGUAAGAACAUCAGGCCACGAUAUCAGAACCAAGAAUGUUCACGUUAAAAUUAGACUUUCUGGCUUCUCCAGAACAAUCAAAGAUGAGGCAACUCUGAUUUUCAUUUUCGUCAGAGGACAAUCAGUUAAACUAAGUAGGGGUUGCCUCUUUUGCCAAGACCUGUGCUCUCUCACCUGGCCUGUUUUCAUUUAUUUGUACCUUCUGCCCGGUCCCUGAGAUCUCCCUUCCUUUCACAGGUUUGGGUUUGAAGGCGAGCACCACUGACUUGGUUAUUUCCUUUCUAUCAUUAUGCCUGCAAUUCUACUUAGCCUCCACUAGGUGAAUAGUAAAUACAUGCUUAGGUUUC